CUGAUGUCUUUGACAAUCGAAAAGCAUUUCAUGAUUGGUUCGCACAACCCUUUCAAAAAGAAGGUCCUGCGCAUAAUAUAGAGGAUGACUGGCUGGAAACUGAGAAAAAGGUCAUUGUCAUUCAUAGGCUUCAUCAAAUUUUAGAGCCGUUCAUGCUUAGACGUCGUGUUGAGGAUGUUGAAGGUUCACUUCCCCCUAAGGUUUCGGUAGUCUUAAGAUGUAGAAUGUCUGCUAUACAGAGUGCCGUUUAUGAUUGGAUUAAAGCUACGGGAACUCUAAGAGUUGAUCCAGACGAUGAAAAACUUAGGGCUCAGAAGAGUUCGAUCUACCAAGCCAAGAUAUACAGAACUUUAAAUAAUAGGUGCAUGGAGUUGAGGAAAACAUGUAACCAUCCUUUGCUCAAUUAUCCAUAUUUCAAUGAUCUUUCCAAGGAUUUUCUCGUGAGGUCAUGUGGAAAACUGUGGAUUCUGGAUAGAAUUCUUAUAAAGCUACAGAGGACAGGCCAUCGGGUGUUGCUCUUCAGUACGAUGACAAAACUCCUUGAUAUUUUAGAAGAGUAUUUGCAAUGGAGGAGGCUUGUAUACAGAAGAAUAGAUGGGACUACCAGCCUAGAAGAUCGGGAGUCAGCUAUUGUGGAUUUCAAUGAUCCUGAUACUGAUUGUUUUAUAUUCCUGCUUAGUAUACGUGCAGCUGGAAGGGGUCUCAACCUUCAGACUGCUGACACAGUUGUGAUAUAUGAUCCGGAUCCGAACCCCAAGAAUGAGGAACAAGCAGUUGCCAGAGCCCAUCGUAUUGGGCAGACAAGGGAAGUAAAAGUAAUUUAUAUGGAGGCAGUUGUUGAAAAGUUUUCCAGCCAUCAAAAGGAGGACGAGCUUAGAAGUGGUGGUUCAAUAGACCUAGAGGAUGACUUGGCUGGGAAGGACCGGUAUAUAGGAUCUAUUGAGGGUCUCAUAAGGAAUAAUAUUCAGCAGUACAAGAUCGACAUGGCUGAUGAAGUCAUUAAUGCUGGGCGUUUUGACCAAAGGACGACUCAUGAAGAGCGGCGUAUGACUUUGGAGACUUUAUUGCAUGAUGAAGAGAGAUAUCAAGAAACCGUCCAUGAUGUACCUUCUCUCCAUGAGGUGAACAGGAUGAUUGCCAGAAGCGAGGAGGAAGUUGAGUUAUUUGAUCAAAUGGAUGAAGAGUUUGACUGGACCGAGGAGAUGACUUCUCACGAGCAGGUGCCUGAGUGGCUUCGAGCUAGUACCAGAGAGGUGAAUACUACCGUUGCUGAUUUGUCUAAGAAACCGUCAAAGAACAUGUUAUCAAGCAAUAAUCUGAUCGUGCAAACUACUGGGCCUGGAGGUGAGAGAAAAAGGGGGCGGCCAAAGAGCAAAAAGAUUAACUACAAGGAAAUUGAAGAUGACAAUGGAGGAUUCUCAGAGGAUAGCUCUGAGGAAAGGAACAUUGAUUCUGGGAAUGAAGAAGAGGGAGACAUUCAACAAUUUGAUGAUGAUGAGCUAACUGGUCCUCUUGGUAAUCACCAAACCAACAAAGACGAAUCUGAUGGAGAGAACCCUGUCCGCGGUUAUGAUUAUCCUCCUCGGUCUGGUUGUUUUAAAAAAAAUACUCCACGGGAUGAUGCCGUUUCUUCAGGAUCUUCGCCAGAAAGUCAUAGAUCGAAAGCGAUGGCUUCUCCGGUUUCUUCACGAAAGUUUGGCUCUUUGUCUGCAUUGGAAACUAGGCCAGGUUCUGUCUCAAAAAGAAUGGUGGAUGAUACAGAAGAUGGGGAAAUAGCAGCAUCGGGGGAUUCUCACAUAGAUCUCCAACGAUCAGGAAGUUGGGCCCAUGAACGUGAUGAAGGAGAAGAACAGGUUUUGCAACCUACAAUAAAGCGCAAACGGAGUAUUCGUGUAAGACCCCGUCAAACAGCAGAAAGAAUAGACGGUAUUGAUAUGCCUGCAUCUCAGCCAUUGCAAGUCGAUCGUAGCUAUCGAUCAAAAUUGAGGACAGUUGUUGACUCACAUGGUUCAAGACAAGAACAGAGUGAUUCAUCCUCGAGACUUAGGAGUUUACCUGCAAAGAAAGUAGCUAAUACUUCCAAGCUGCAUGUAUCAUCACCAAAUUCUGGUAGAUUGAAUGCCACCCAGGAGGACAACACUGAAGCUGCUAGAGAAACAUGGGAUGGAACUAGUCCUAUUGGCUCUUCAAGUGCAGGUGCAAGAAUGUCCCACAACAUACAGAAACGGUGCAAAACGGUAAUUAGCAAACUCCAAAGGAGAAUCGACAAGGAAGGUCAGCAGAUUGUGCCUAUGCUGACAAAUUUGUGGAAGAGAAUUCAGACUGGGUAUGCAGCUGGAGGUGUAAAUAAUCUAUUGGAACUGCGAGAGAUUGAUCACCGGUUAGAAAGGCUAGAGUACGCAGGGGUUAUGGAACUCGCAUCUGACGUGCAGUAUAUGCUAAGGGGAGCAAUGCAAUUCUAUGGAUUCUCACACGAGGUGAGAUCUGAAGCAAAGAAGGUUCACAAUCUGUUCUUUGAUCUGCUGAAGAUGUCUUUUCCGGACACAGAUUUCCGAGAAGCAAGGAAUGCUCUUUCCUUCUCUGGUCCAACCCCGACUUUGGUAUCCACACUAUCCCCGAGAGCAGCAGGUACUAGUCAGGGUAAGAAGCAAAAGCAUGUAUAUGAGAAGGAACCGGAGCCAAGCUCUCCUCAGAGACCUCAACAACGAGAGAAUUCAAGGAUCAGAGUACAGAUACCUCAGAAAGAAACAAAGCUCGGCGGGACAUCAAGCCACACCGAUGACUCUCCAAUUUUAACUCAUCCAGGGGAACUAGUAAUCUGCAAGAAGAAGAGGAAAGACAGAGAAAAGUCUGCGCCAAGAACAAGAACCGCUGGCUCAAGCAGCCCGGUCUCACCUCCAGCUAUGGUAGGUCGUGGUCUUAGAAGUCCUGUGUCUGGUUCAGGUACAAGGGAGACAAGGCUAGCUCAGCAGCAACGAUGGCCAAACCAAAGCACACAUCCAAACAACAGCGGUACGGCUGGUGAUUCAGUGGGAUGGGCUAAUCCGGUGAAGAGGUUAAGAACCGAUGCUGGUAAAAGAAGGCCGAGCCAUUUGUAAACAGAUUGAGCCUCUUUUAUCCUUUUAGUGCUUACAGGUGGUGGGUGAUAUGCAAUGUGGCAAUUGAAAGCAAUCUAGCAGCGAGUCUUGGACUUACCUUAGUAAAACAAAUAAUAGUAUUCUCCUUUUCUUGGUAUGUUGCUAUUUAGAAGAAUAUGUCCUUUUGUCCGCAGUAUCCUCCCAUCUUUAGAUAUGUUCUUUGUAUAAAAAGGAACGUUAUUGGAGAGAUGAAUUCAUGUUUUAUUGUA
Molecule: messenger RNA, 3346 nt
Organism: Raphanus sativus (radish)
Lineage: Eukaryota; Viridiplantae; Streptophyta; Magnoliopsida; Brassicales; Brassicaceae
Product: ATP-dependent helicase BRM
Biological process (GO): positive regulation of transcription by RNA polymerase II
Cellular component (GO): nucleus
Molecular function (GO): DNA binding; ATP binding; ATP-dependent chromatin remodeler activity
Source: RefSeq, a predicted model, not a curated record